Messenger RNA from Chinchilla lanigera (long-tailed chinchilla), 4278 nucleotides. It is a transcript of the gene Fanci, whose product is annotated as Fanconi anemia, complementation group I. Gene Ontology annotation, molecular function: DNA polymerase binding. Lineage: Eukaryota; Metazoa; Chordata; Mammalia; Rodentia; Chinchillidae. Gene Ontology annotation, biological process: DNA repair. The record is from RefSeq and is a predicted model, not a curated record. Bases 203 to 4168 code for a protein of 1321 amino acids. The transcript is spliced from 38 exons.
UGCGACAGCGUGAAGUCGAGCGGGCUUUUCGGAAAGCGGCGGCGGCGGCGCGGUGCAGGCGUUAGAGGUGGCUAAAGUGGCUGAGGUGGUUGUGUAGAGGGACUUCGCGCCUUGCUCUGGCUGCGACAAGGCCCCGGAGCGGUCUCUGAGGACCAGAAGCUCCCCUUCUGAGGAGGCGUUCUGUUUCCUGAUAAAAGCAACAAUGGACCAGAAAAUUUUGUCAUUAGCAACAGAUAAGACAGUAGACAAACUGCAGAAAUUUCUUCAAACCCUGAAAGAAGAUGAUGUGACUGGUCUUCUUCAGAAGGAGGCAGUAAAAGGAAAAGCCACUGGAGCACUCCUGAGAGCCAUCUUCAGAGGUUCCCCUUGCUCUGAAGAAGAUGGAGCCCUUAGGAGACAUAAGAUAUAUACUUGUUGUAUCCAGUUAGUUGAAUCAGGAGAUUUACAGAAAGAAGUAGCAUCUGAGAUCUUAGGAUUACUAAUGUUGGAGGCCCACCAUUUUCCAGGACCAUUAUUGGUUCAAUUAGCCAAUGAGUGUGUUGAUGUUAUCAGAGAGGGAGGCCUGCUGAAUGGAAAAUCUUUGGAGUUAUUGCCCAUCAUUCUUACUGCCUUGAGUACCAAAAAGGAAGAUAUGGCUUAUGGAAAAGAUAAAUUGAGUGGGGAAGAAUGUAAGAAGCAGUUGAUUUACACCCUCUGUUCUGCAAGAUGGGAUCAACAAUAUGUAGUCCAACUCACCUCCAUGUUCAAGGAUGUCCCUCUGACUGCAGAAGAGGUAGAGUGUGUGGUGGAAAAAGUGUUGAAGAUGUUCUCAAAAUUGAAUCUUCAGGAAAUACCACCUUUGGUCCAUCAGCUUCUAAUUCUCUCUGCAAAGGGAAGCAGAAAGAGUGCUCUAAGUGGAGUCAUUGCCUUCUUCAGUGAGCUAGACAAGCAGCACCGUGAAGAACUAAGUGGUGAUGAGCUGUUGGAUCUUGUUACUGUGCCAUCAGGUGAACUGCGCCACGUGGAAGGCACCGUGAUUCUGCAUAUUGUGUUUGCCAUCAAGCUGGACUGUGAACUAGGCAGAGAACUUCUAAAACUCUUCAAGGCAGGACAACAAGGAGAUUCCAGUAGCAACUUAUGUCCCUUCAGUAUUGCUCUCCUUCUCUCUGUAACAAGAAUACAAAGAUUUGAGGAACAGGUGUUUGACCUUUUAAAGACUUCGAUUGUGAAAAGCUUUAAAGAUCUUCAGCUCCUCCAAGGCUCAAAAUUUCUUCAGAAUCUAGUCCCUCACAGAACUUGUAUUGCAGCCAUGAUCCUGGAAGUGGUGAAGAGUAGUGUUCAUAGUUGGGAUCACGUAACUCAGGGCCUGGUAGAAUUUGGUUUCCUUUUAAUGGAUUCAUAUGGGCCAAAGAAGAUUCUUGAUGGAAAAAGUUUUGAAACCAACUCUGGUCUUUCUAAAAUGCCAAGCCAGCAUGCGUGUAAGCUGGGAGCCGAUAUCCUGCUGGAAACUUUCAAGAUCCAUGAGAUGAUCCGACAAGAAAUUCUGGAGCAAAUCCUCAACCGGGUUGUUACCAGAGCUUCCACUCCCAUCAAUCAUUUCUUAGACUUGCUUUCAAGUGUCAUCCUCCAUGCACCCUUAGUUCUUCAGGGUUGUUCUUCUAAAGUCACAGAAGCUUUUGAAUAUUUGUCCCUCCUGCCCCUUCAGACUGUAUAUGGGCUGCUUAAAGCAGUGCAGCCACUUCUUAAAGUCAGCAUGUCUAUGAGAGACUCCUUGAUACUCGUCCUCCGAAAAGCCAUGUUUGCAAGACAGCUUGAUGCCCGAAAAUCUGCAGUUGCUGGGUUUUUGCUACUCCUGAAGAACUUCAAAGUUUUGGGCAGCCUGUCAUCCUCCCAGUGCAGUCAGUCCAUUGGCGUCAGUCAGGUUCAUGUGGACGUUCAUAGCCGUUAUAAUUCUGUUGCCAAUGAAACAUUUUGCCUUGAAAUUUUGGAUAGUUUGAGGAGAUGCUUAGGCCAACAGGCUGAUGUCCGAGUCAUGCUUUAUGAGGGGUUCUAUGAUGUUCUUCGAAGGAACUCUCAGCUGGCUAAUUCAAUUAUGCAGACUCUGCUCUCACAGUUAAAACAGUUCUAUGAGCCAAAACCUGAUCUGCUGCCUCCUCUGAAAUUAGAAGCUUGUGUUCUGGCCCAAGGAGAUCAGAUCUGUCUACAAGAACCACUGGAUUAUCUGCUGUGUUGCAUUCAGCAUUGUUUGGCCUGGUACAAAAGCAGAGUGAUGCCCCUCCAACAGGGAGAUGAGGAAGAAGAAGACGAGGGAUUCUACCAAGAACUAGAUGACAUGUUGGAGUCCAUUACUAAUAGAAUGAUUAAGAGUGAGCUAGAAGACUUUGAACUGGAUAAAUCAGCAGAUUUUUCUCAGAGCACUGGUACUGGCACCAAAAACAAUAUCUGUGCAUCUCUUGUGAUGGGAAUCUGUGAGGUUUUAAUAGAAUAUAAUUUCUCCAUAAGUAAUUUCAGUAAGAAUAAAUUUGAGGAUGUUCUGAGCUUGUUUAUGUGCUAUAAGAAACUCUCUGAUAUCCUUCAUGAAAAAGCUGGUAAAGGCAAAGCUAAAAUGACCAACAAGACACGUGAUAGUUUUUGGUCCAUGAAAUUUGUGUCUGAUCUUCUCACCGCUCUUUUCAGGGAUAAUAUCCAAAGCCAUGAAGAGAGCCUGUCUGUUCUCAGGUCCAGCAGUGAGUUCAUGCGCCACGCAGUGAAUGUGGCCCUGCAGAAGGUGCAGCAGCUAAAAGAAACGGGGCAUGUGCGUGGCCCUGAUGGCCAAAACCCAGACAAGAUCUUUGAGAACCUCUGCAGCAUAACUCGGGUCUUGCUCUGGAGAUACACUUCAAUUCCAACUUCUGUGGAAGAGUCAGGGAAGAAGGAGAAAGGAAAGAGCAUCUCGCUGCUGUGCUUGGAGGGUCUGCAGAAGAUACUCACUGCUGUGCAGCAGUUCUAUCCGCCCAAGACUCAGGAGUUUCUCAGGGCUCUGGAGGUCACGGGUAAGGAAGGAGAAGAUGAUGCAGAAGUCAGUGUUACUCAGAGAGCAGCAUUCCAGAUCCGACAGUUUCAGAGGUCCUUGUUGAAUUUACUUAGCAGUGAAGAGGAAGAUUUUAAUAGCAAAGAAGCGCUUCUCCUGGUCUCUGUUCUGUCCACCUUGGCCAAGCUCCUGGAGCCCUCAUCUCCUCAGUUUGUACAGAUGUUAUCCUGGACGUCUAAGAUUUGCAAGGAAAACAGCCAAGAAGAUGCCUCAUUUUGUAAGAACUUGAUGAGCUUGCUCUUCAGCCUGCAUGCUUUGGUUAAGAGUCCUGUCACCCUGCUGCGUGAUGUGUCCCAGGAUAUCCAUGGGCAGCUGGGAGACAUAGACCAGGAUAUAGAGGUAGAAAAAACAAACCACUUUGCAAUGGUGACUUUGAAAACAGCUGCCCCCACUGUCUGUUUACUUGUUCUGAGCCAGGCUGAGAAGGCCCUGGAAGAAGUGGACUGGCUCAUCACCAAGCUCAAGGGACAAGUGAGCCAGGAAACCCUGUCAGAAGAGGCCUCUUCUCAAAUAACCCUGCAAAACCUUCCCACUGAGAAAGCCAUCAUCAUGCAACUGGGAACGCUCCUGACAUUUUUCCAUGAGCUGGUGCAGACAGCCCUGCCUUCGGGCAGUUGUGUGGACACCUUAUUGAAGGACCUGUGCAAAAUGUACACCAUCCUUACAGCACUUGUCAGAUAUUAUCUCCAGGUGUGCCGGAGCUCAGGAGGAAUUCCAAAAAAUAUGGAAAAGCUGGUGAAGCUGUCUGGUUCUCAUCUGACCCCUCUGUGUUAUUCCUACAUUUCUUAUGUACAGAACAAGAAAUCCACAGGAGAGAAGAAAAAGGAGAAAACUGCUGUUGCCACAGCCAUGGCCAGAGUUCUUCGGGAAACCAAGCCAAUCCCUAACCUCAUCUUUGCCAUAGAACAGUAUGAAAAAUUUCUCAUCAGCCUUUCUAAAAAGUCCAAGGUGAACCUGAUGCAGCACAUGAAGCUUAGCACCUCCCGAGACUUCAAGAUCAAAGGAAACAUCCUGGACGUGGUUCUCCAAGAGACGGAGGAGGAGGGAAGCGAAGAGAGCACUGCAUUGGAGCACAGAGAACAGAACAAAGAACCAGCCAGGAAGAAAAGAAAACAAUGAAAUGCCUGAGUUAAUGUGAACUUCGGGGCUCCUGCUUCCUUUGUGCCACUGAGCAGCAGUGCCCCUUGUCCUGUGGCCCUCACCGACGUUGGCACCUUGGUUCUGAACCC